GCAGCUCCUGUAGGCUGCUGUGGUUUGCCCCUAAGCUAGGCAGCAAGCAUUCACCCCUUGCAUUACUGAGAGGACGACGGUAGCUAGUUAGCAUUAACAACCAGUCUUUACAUAGGAAAGGUAGUGUAUGCCAUUUAAUUUGAAUGGCUAAAAUGAAUGUUGUGACUGGCUAACUUGCUGUAGAUAACACAUCUGGGAAAAACCUUAAAACUGCCUCUCCCAGUGUAUCGUUAACGUUAUCCCUCUAAUCACGUCAAGAUGUCAGCUUUCUCUGAGGCUGCUUUAGAAAAGAAACUAUCCGAGCUCAGCAACUCACAACAAAGUGUGCAAACGUUGUCGUUGUGGCUCAUUCAUCAUAGAAAACACUCGAGGACAAUUGUCAGUGUUUGGAUCAACGAACUGAAAAAAGCUCAGGUAUCACGCAAGCUGACCUUCCUUUACUUGGCCAAUGACGUCAUUCAGAACAGCAAGAAGAAAGGACCAGAAUUCACUCAGGACUUUGCACCAGUCAUCGUUGAUGCAUUCAAACAUGUAUACAGAGAUGGCGAGGAGGGCUGUAAGAAACAGUUGGGUCGGGUUUUGUCUAUCUGGCAGGAGAGAGCGGUGUACGAGAACAACCUCCUGGAUCAGCUCUCACAAGUUCUAUAUGGAGAAAAGAAGGCUAAGAAGAGGUCGUAUGAGGAGAUCCGACCAGAUGAUGAGGACUUUGCUUCCCAGAGCUCCCCAGCCGAGCCCCCACAGACAGCAGAGUUAAUUCGAGCCCUGCAGGAGCUAGAAAACGCAGCCUCUGGCGACUCAGUGCUGCGUCAGCGCAUCUCCUCCCUUCCUGCUGAAGUGCAAGACACGUCACUGCUUAACAGGAUCACAGAUAAGGAAUCAGGGGAGCGGCUUUCCCGGCUGGUGGAUGAGGCCUGCAUGUUGCUAGCAGACUACAGUGGCCGCUUGGCGGCAGAGAUUGAUGAUAGGAGGCAGCUCACACGCACACUUACGGUCUUCCUGCAAAGCCAGAAGGAUGGGCUAAACCAGAACGAGCAGAAACUAGAAGAAUACAAACGCAAACUGGCGAGAGUGACCCAGGUCCGGAAGGAGCUGCGUUCGCGUCUGAACAAUCUUCCAGGAGGACUCUACAACUCUUCAAACUGACUCAAGUUUCUCCUCCUGACCACUAAAACAUCUCAACCUGUCACAUUGCCAUAUUCUGUUUUUUAUUUUGGAAAGUGUGGUUGUCAUUCUGUAUUUAAAAGAUUAUUUAUCCACAUGGACUUUAUUAACAGAAAUGUCUUCUGUUUCUGUCUGUGAGCUCAUCCCUUUGUGCUGUAUGUUAUUGAAAAUUAAGAUUCAUAAUCAUCAGACAUUGGCCCCUCAUGUUUUGGCCCCUGCCCCUUUCAGUUUUACAGCUUUAAAGUGGCAUGGGUGAUGCUGGUGUGAUAUUUUUGUAUUUAUAGUGACUUAAGAUAAUGCACCAGAGAAUAUCCAGUUAUUGUGAUCAUUCAUAAUAAUUUUCAGUGUUUUGGAUUUCUGUCAUAACUUUCUUUUACUAUGUCUGUAAAUGCAUCUGUCUAACUCUUUGUUCUAGAUAAAUUUUUUUAUGCAGCGUGAUAAUGGCCUGUGAAGAGAAUGGUACACUUGUGAAAUCUUUAGGAAAUCAUAUUCUGAAGCUAUUCUGAAGAGUACUAUUCCAUGUCCCUGAAAGCAAUUUAAAAUGUGUAAUUAUCAUUUACAUAAAGCCUCUUUGUGAGAGUGGCGAGUAAGUCAUGACUCAGUGUACAUAUUCAAAUUUGCAUGUAAAUAUGAUUGGAAUUAUACCUGUAAGUGCUUAAGCUUAGUAUCCAUGUCAACAUGGCUUGUGAAAUGGUCAUUCAGACAAAUUACUGAGGUAUGUCUGUACAUCGAUAUCUUCAUAGUUGAUCAGACAUCCACUGUACUGAAAUAAUGAGUAAAGGAGUCCGUUGUGUUGUUUACUGUAUCAUACUGCUUCAUAGAUUUAUCCUUGAGUCUACUGAAUGCUGUGCACAUGCCUCACACAGCUUAGGUGCCCCAGUUUCCAAAGCUGUUUGUUUUUGUAUAUGAAGCAAAUUCUUAUUAGAACCAAAUAAACACAAAAUGUACAAAUA
Molecule: messenger RNA, 2114 nt
Organism: Perca fluviatilis (European perch)
Lineage: Eukaryota; Metazoa; Chordata; Actinopteri; Perciformes; Percidae
Product: regulation of nuclear pre-mRNA domain-containing protein 1A-like
Exons: 7
Coding region: 259-1143 (294 amino acids)
Biological process (GO): mRNA 3'-end processing
Cellular component (GO): RNA polymerase II, holoenzyme
Molecular function (GO): RNA polymerase II C-terminal domain binding
Source: RefSeq, a predicted model, not a curated record